AUGGCUCGUACCAAGCAGACUGCCCGUAAGUCCACUGGUGGCAAGGCUCCCCGUAAGCAGCUCGCUUCCAAGGCCGCCCGCAAGGCCGCCCCUUCUACCGGAGGUGUCAAGAAGCCUCACCGCUACAAGCCCGGUACUGUCGCUCUCCGUGAGAUCCGUCGCUACCAGAAGUCCACUGAGCUCCUGAUCCGGAAGCUCCCCUUCCAGCGUCUGGUCCGUGAGAUCGCCCAGGACUUCAAGUCCGAUCUCCGUUUCCAGUCCUCUGCCAUCGGUGCUCUCCAGGAGUCCGUUGAGGCCUACCUCGUCUCUCUCUUCGAGGACACCAACCUGUGCGCCAUCCACGCUAAGCGUGUCACCAUCCAGUCCAAGGACAUCCAGUUGGCCCGCCGUCUCCGUGGCGAGCGCUCGUAA
This is a messenger RNA of Penicillium verrucosum, 411 nucleotides long. It is a transcript of the gene hhtA, whose product is annotated as histone H3. Gene Ontology annotation, molecular function: protein heterodimerization activity; DNA binding; structural constituent of chromatin. Bases 1 to 411 code for a protein of 136 amino acids. Gene Ontology annotation, biological process: rRNA transcription. The transcript has 3 exons. Gene Ontology annotation, cellular component: nucleosome. NCBI's taxonomy places the organism in Eukaryota, Fungi, Ascomycota, Eurotiomycetes, Eurotiales, Aspergillaceae. The record is from RefSeq and is a predicted model, not a curated record.